Culex pipiens pallens (northern house mosquito) is the source of this 1437-nucleotide messenger RNA. RefSeq names its product protein Aatf (gene Aatf). The record is from RefSeq and is a predicted model, not a curated record. The transcript has 2 exons. Gene Ontology annotation, cellular component: nucleolus; nucleus. Gene Ontology annotation, biological process: regulation of transcription by RNA polymerase II. NCBI's taxonomy places the organism in Eukaryota, Metazoa, Arthropoda, Insecta, Diptera, Culicidae. The coding region runs from base 1 to 1437 and encodes 478 amino acids.
AUGCACCUGCUCAAGCAACGCAAGCGUCGCUCCGCGCCGAAAACCGUCUCCGAGAAGUUGCACGAGCAGUUUGCUCCGUCGGCGGUUGGUGGCGCCGGAGAUUCCGACAGUGACGAGGGCCCGCAGGUGGCCGACUUUGACGAGAACGACGCGGACAUUGAGCGGGCCGUGGGUGCUGGGUUGAGCGAGAUCCGGAAGCGCAACGUCCAGCUGCUGGAUGCCGUCGACCGGAAGUACCAGGGCCAGGUCGCGUCCAGGAGGGAUGUUUUCGAGGAGGAGAACGAUGAAGAUGGCGAGGACGAUUCCGAUGGAGAUUCACAGCCGGGGGCGUUUGUAAGGUUAAAGGUUCCCGAGGGAAGCGAUGACCAGAGCGAAGGAUCGGAGGGUUCCGGAAGCGACGGAGAGUCCGAGGACGAUGAUGAUGAAGAUGACUACGGGGACCAGGAUUUCUCUUUGGGAGACUUUUUGGGAGGUGCCCCAAGCGAUUCACAAAAGCUCAUUCAAGACGAGAAUCGGCAGGAAGCGGUUCAGAAGGGAACCUGCGUCCAGAACCAGUUGAAGAUGUGGGAACGAUUGCUGGAGAUGCGCAUCAAAAUGCAGGGUUGUCUGGUGACGGCCAACGCGUUGCCCCACGAAGACAAGUUCAAAAGUUUCUCAAAGAAUGAACAGUUUAAGGAGGCUUCCCAGAAGGUCGUCCAAACGGUCGAAUCUACGCUGAAGAACCUGCUGGAAUUGCAGACCACCCUAAUCGCAAGCUUUCCAGAAACGAAAGAACUCGCCAAACCAGGGACAAAGCGACGGUUAAAGGACCAGAAAUCAUCCGGAUCGAAGCACUCCCGGCUCACCGAGUACGAGUCCCUCCUCGCGGACAGCUUCACCACGUACAAACCCUACCGGAACGACGUAAUCCAGAAGUGGCACGACCGCACAAAAGCGUCCAGCGGCACCAAGAACUUCCACCAAUCGCUGAGCGUCGUGAAAAAGAUCGAAAAUGCGCUGCUCACAAAGGACGAGCUCAUCCGCAAAACGCAACUCUUCCGCGGCGGCUACGAACUGUUCGAAAAACCUGCACCCUCAGCCUCCGCCGCCAAGGAGGGCGUGUCCGCGGAACCCGAGUCGACCUACGACGGGGAAAUCUUUGACGAUUCGGACUUUUACCACGCGUUGCUGCGCGAGCUCAUCGAGUACAAGUCGAACACGGCGGAAAAUCCGGCGCAGAUCGGCGCCAAGCUGGCGGAACUGCAGAAGCUGCGCAGCAAGAUGAAGAAGCAGGUGGACACGCGCGCGUCCAAGGGCCGGAAGAUAAGAUAUGUCGUACACAAAAAGUUGGUCAACUUCACCGCACCGGAACCAAACAACGCAUGGACAGACGACGCGAAGAACGAGCUGUUCAUGUCGCUAUUUGGAGGAACGAGCACCGACAACGGCGGCGAGUAA